Molecule: messenger RNA, 2496 nt
Organism: Helicoverpa armigera (cotton bollworm)
Lineage: Eukaryota; Metazoa; Arthropoda; Insecta; Lepidoptera; Noctuidae
Gene: Xe7
Product: Xe7
Exons: 8
Coding region: 350-2476 (708 amino acids)
Source: RefSeq, a predicted model, not a curated record
AAUUUUGACAAUAACAAAAAAAGAAAUGUCAAGCAAAAUGGAGGAAAAACUUACGACCUGUGGAAUUUCGUUUCUGAGUGAAAAUUAACUAAACAUCAGUCGAUAAACUGUGAAAAUUGUCACAUAUUUUGUUGCAGCAGCGAUGGGGGUUUUGGCUGGACAAAAUUUUGGUCAUUUCUCAUCUUAUUAACAGAAUUACUCGUUUUACUCAUUGAUGUAUUUUCGUUAUUUUAGGCGUUUGGAACUGCCGUUCUUUCAUUCCAUUGUAAUUUACUUUGUUUAUUUUCAUUCUAUCGUAUAUAGUUAGUUAUUAGGGUUAGGUUAGGUAAGGUUAGGCGCAGGUUUUAUAAUGAACAUACAAGUAUGCAGGGAUCCAUCAGACGCUGUGGCUUUGUACUUGCCGCAGCGUUUGUAUCUUAAAUCUUUUGCAAAGAUUAACAUUUCUGUCCAGCUCCCCUCCCACAAGGUACAUGGCAAGUCGAUCUCCAACUGGGAACUCAUGGAGAAGUUGCGGAAGAUGAUCCUACCUGAUAGUUUCUCGAUGUUAAAAGUGUCGAAGCAUAGUUCGGAAGUGAUAAGAUUUGAUGCGGAAUUAGAGAGUCGCGACAACCUCGAUCGAGUGCUCGCUAGGCUUGACGACAGAGUGGUGCAACUCAAGGAGUACCCUGAUCAGUUGAAGGUCCGUGUUAGUGAGGCCAAGUCUGAGUUCCCCAGUCGUCAUGACUGGGAUUCGUUCUUCCGUGAUACAACCGAGAUGGAUGAAAUGAAGCCUGGAGAGCGUCCAGACACUAUCCAUAUAUCCAAUUUGCCAAUAAGGUGGUUUGUACAUGAGAGGGAUAAAGAUGAGGAUGCACUUCCAUCAGAAAGUUUGAUGAAGAAGAUAUUUGAAAAAUUUGGUGCUGUCCGCCAAGUAGACAUACCUGCCUCUGAUCCUUACAGAAUGCAGAUGAAAUCAACAAUAAGAGGCAUCACCACACCACCACAGGAUGCCGCUCUGUACUUUGAGACCUACAUACAGUUUAGUGAAUAUGUUGGCUUUGUACGCUGUAUGGAUGCUUUACGAGGCCGGAAACUUCUCAGGAAGCGAGAUGACAUCGCAGAGUGGUGUGGUAUUAAAGUAGAAUUUGAUAAGACUAAACACAUGACUGAUGCUGCUGUGAAGCGAAGGUCUAUAGUUCGGGAAAGACUGACUUCUCGUCAACUAGCUAAGGAAAAUGAGGAAAAAGCAGAGAAGGAGAGGAUAGCGAAAAGAGAGGCAAAAGAGAGGCAAAAAUACGAGCGAUCUGAAAGAGAAAAGCUAGAGAAGAUGCGGGAACGAGAAGAGAGACGUAAGAAGAAGCAGCUAGCCAAGUUGAUGCAGAGCGACAACUUGGACCUGAACAGCAGGGUGGCUGAAGAACAGAAGAAACUGAUGAAAGCUCAGAAAAAGCUCCAGGCUAUUCGGUUGAUUGAGGAGCUGUUUAAGAGGAUAGAGUUACGUCCAGAACUACAGCGUAACGGUAACCGAGGGGAUCACUACUACUUACCUGGAGAGCGUACCGCUAGAGCUCGCAUCAUUGACAAGUUCAAACGACAGCAGCAGCAGCUGGUUGAAGAGCAGCGGAAUAAUUAUAAUAACGCUUUGAAUGGUCGUAUAGUAAUCCGCUCAGCCCUUGAAACUAAGAAGCCAAAACGCGAUUCAUCCAUCAGCUCAGUGUCAUCAGACGACCGCGCCAAUGAUAACAGAGAUCAUUACAAGAAGAUCAAAACGGAACGGCUGACCACGCCAGAGAGGGAAAUGGAGUAUAACAAGACUACAGCGGGAAUGUACAGCGUGCCGUACGGUUUCGGGUACCCGUUCGCCUGCCCGCCCGGAUACGCCUAUCCACCGCAAACGUCCAUGUACUACCCCGUGCGCGGCGCCUACUACCCGCCGCCCAACGACUACCGCCGUCCCCGCGGCCGGGGAAGAGGCAGGGGCAGGCCCAGGAUGCCUUACUUCGAUGGUCCUGAUGCUAAUCAGCAGUAUUACAGAUACUUCAAGAAGCUGACAGAAGGCAACCCUCACAGUGAACACGAGGACAGAUCUCGCGGCCGCUCGCACUCGCGCUCGCGGUCACGCCGCAGGUCACACUCGCGGUCAAGGUCGCGGCGCCGGUCCUACACAAGGUCAAGGUCACGCAGCCGAAGGUCCAGGAGCCGUAGGAGCAGGAGUAGACGGUCUAGGUCUAGGAGUAGGAGAUCCAGAUCUUAUCAGUCACGUUCCCGCUCCCGAUCACACCGUCGUUCCCGCUCGCGGCGAUCACGUUCUGCGUCACGCCGAUCCCGUUCCGCGUCACGGCGUUCCCCAUCACGUCGAACUCCCGAAAAGCCUGAGAGAACCAGUGUAGACAGCACUAAGUUCGUCUCACCUAAUCAUAUAAGAGCUAGAUCUAGGAGCUGGUCUCAAACGAAGCAAGUGGAAGCACCAGGGAGUCCUAAGGAUAAGAUUGAAUAAAGUAUAUCAACGUGAUUCCA